AUGAAACGACUGCUUAAAAUCCGGCGUACUCAGGCUCCCCAGGAACCCCAGAAGUGGGUCCCCAUUCUUGGGGAGCUGCAGAAGACCCUCCAGAAGGGCGAGUACCUGCCCCUCCGCCCGCUGCCCAUGUUCGAGAGUAACUUUGUCCAGGUGACUAAUCACGGGGCUCCUGCGUUAGUGCACCACAAAACCAACAAGCUGACUAUGGGUGUAGCGGCAUCCUUGCCUGGUCUAGUGCUGCCCGACAUUCUGUUGCUUGCUCGGCCCCCGGAGGACAGGGAUUGCUCCAGUCUCAACCUGACCAGGAUGAUCCCUCUAGACCUUGCCCACCUCUAUGUCCACGAUCUGCCCACCUGGCGCCUGAAGCUGCGGCUGAUCACCGGCCGCUACUACUACCUGGAAUUGGAUGCCCCUGACCAUGAGCUGGGCUUCUUGUUUGACCGCUGGCUUCGCCUCAUCAACCUGCUUCAUGAGCCUACCAUAUCUUGGGCACCCAGGACCAUGAACAUGCCCCUCCUGGACACGAUCCAAGACGGAGCGCCAGCCUCCACCUGGCGCCUUCAGGACCAGUCUGCAGGCACACUUACAGCUGAAGUUGCUGAGGGCACCUUUCCUUGCAAAAUGUUCUCUUCACAAAAACAAAGGAAGACCAAGAUGAUCAAGCACAGUUUCAGGUCUCAGGCUGUGGGUGACUCUCUGCCUCUCCUCUGGUCACAACUACAACCUCCUAAGGAUCAGAAGAAAGUCACAGAAAAGAAGUCCUACCUAGGUGCCUGCCCCGCUGGAUCCGAAACUCUAAUCCGUGUUUCUGAGAAGGCCAGCAUCACCAUUCGAACCAUCUUCAGCAUCAUCUCUGGCACAAUGAACCAGGAACACAGAUCUGAUUCUGAGGGAACCAUAGGCCGGUGCCGUCUGAUUGAGACUCCUACACAGUGUGUCUCUCACAACACCCAUGAUUUAGCCUUCAUGGACUCCCACGGUCACCUGGACACCUUCCUGUGGACUCAAGACCUUGACAAUCUUAUAGACACUGAGUCCACCUCUCUGUCUUCCCCCUUGCCCACGUCUCCUUACCCUCCUGCCUUCUACAUCUUUCCACCGGGUUCCUCCUUUGCAAAGUCCAAGGACAAAGCCAAGCCCAAGCCCAUAGGCUCAAUGAAAUAUAUGUCCUCCCCUAUCACAUCAGGGAAAACACCGUUCAUUUGGGACAAGUCUACUAAGGUACCAGCUGAGCCGGCUCCAGCUCAGAAGGCCCCAGCCCUUCCUGCUCCAUCUCAGAAGGCCCCGGCUGCACCAUGGUCAACCCAGAAGUCUUCGGCCAAACCCAGCCCCUUCUCUAAGGCUCCACCUUCUGGUUCCCAGAAGACCCCAUCUGUCCCUGGACCCCCCCAGAAGGCCCCGGUUCUAGUUACUCAACCCCAGAAAACUUUACCCCCAGCUUUGAAGCUUCCACAAGCACCUGCGGGUUCCCAGAAGGCUGUGCCCCCAAAGAAGGACAUUCUAGUCCUAAAUGCUCCAACUGCCCAGUCUCAGAAAGCUCCCGACUCAAAGGCAAAGGCCCCUGUGGAUCCUAGCAUGUUACAGGCAGGAGAUACGCUUGAGAGGAAGUCUGAAGGGAAACAGGAACCUGGGGUGUUGGUGGGAGAGCAGAAAAGGAAAGCGGUAGAGAUGAAGACCACGCCCCUGCAGCUGCCCAGUACCACCGCCAAGAAGCAAUCCAAGGAGGUCUUGAUUAGUAAAACCCAGGAGGUCACUCUGGAGGCCUUGAAGGGCAGGGGCAAGUUAGAGGAGAGGGUCCACAAGAUGGAGAAGACAACUGUGAACUUGCCUGAUCUGAAGUCCAUGGAGAUAGAGAGUCAGAAGAAAUGGCUCUUGACCAAGGAGGUAGCUGCUGAGGGCCCCUACCUCGAGGACACCAGGCCUUUCUCUGUGGAGGGGCUUGCCCUCGCCAAGAUGAUGAUUGUGGCCAACUCCAGACAGCAGCACCUGAAGCCGACCACUAUCUCUCUGCCCUCUUGGUUCUCCAUGACUUCCAGGGCGUCUGCCAUGUCUGUGUUGGCCAAUUUGCCCUUUAACACCAGCCAGAUGACCUUGCCAGAGAGGACACAGGUAGUGGUCAAGGAGCAGUCUAGUUCCUAUACUAAGAUGAGAGAGAACAAACCGCACCAGAUGGAGAAGAAUCCACCCAAGGGUUCGCUGAAGAUGUCCAAGGAACCCACAGCUGAGUUGCCAAAGACUGUUAAUAUUAGUUUGAAGGACACGUCUCAGCCACUGACAUCCCUCACAGCUCCCAUCUCCAAGACAAAGUCCUCAGUCAGGGUGCCCCAAAAGCCUGAAGUGAAACAUCAAGGGUUCAAGCAGGCAAACACACAGCAGCAGCCUCUGGCUGUCCCAGGGCCAACCGCAGAACUUCCCCUUCCCACCAUCUUGGAAAUGGAGGAUAAGAGGAAAAUGGCCACGGAAGAUGAGAUGCCAGUGAAGAAACCCGGUGCCCAUCAUGCUCAGAGGGAUCCUAUUGGCUGGGACUCCCUGGGGGCCAGCCAAUCCGCCCUGAGGGUCGUAUUCUUCCUGCGCUUCGGGGACCAGCCCUCACUCUUCCAGCUAAACGCAGUGGUGGACCCCCGCAGCCCAGCUGUCCAGCUUCGUUCUUCGUCCUCAGCCUGGUGA
Onychomys torridus (southern grasshopper mouse) is the source of this 2667-nucleotide messenger RNA. RefSeq names its product family with sequence similarity 71 member E2 (gene Garin5b). NCBI's taxonomy places the organism in Eukaryota, Metazoa, Chordata, Mammalia, Rodentia, Cricetidae. The transcript has 11 exons. Gene Ontology annotation, cellular component: nucleus. Bases 1 to 2667 code for a protein of 888 amino acids. The record is from RefSeq and is a predicted model, not a curated record.